Molecule: messenger RNA, 1401 nt
Organism: Brassica napus (rape)
Lineage: Eukaryota; Viridiplantae; Streptophyta; Magnoliopsida; Brassicales; Brassicaceae
Exons: 4
Coding region: 1-1401 (466 amino acids)
Source: RefSeq, a predicted model, not a curated record
AUGGCCAGAAUGCUCCGUACUAUGCCGAAGAUUUGGAGGGUAUACGAACGGGUCCGUGGAAUAGCUUUGACGAAAGAGAGUUUCCAGUCUAUCUUCGAACUGGAAUCGGAUAUACAAACUGUAUUGAAACAAGGCUUUUGGACUUUCAAUGAUUGGGGAAUGGCGAUGGAGAGAUGGGUGGAACAUCCACCGAAAGGAGCCAUAGGCUAUGUGAAAGUGAUUGAAUGGAACCCGGAGAAAUCCUUACUACAGGACUAUGUGAGAGCCCAAGUUGUGAUGGAUCUUAGCCUUCCAGUUCGAGAGAAGAAGAGUGUAACAUUACCAAAAGGAGGCGGUACUGCAGUGGUAGAUGUAGAUUACGAGAGAAUCAGGAAGAAAUGCUUCCACUGCUUCAAAUUAUCACAUGAGAAACAUGCUUGCCGACUCCUAAAAGGCAACCCUUCUGGAAGUGCUAAAGGAAAGGAGAAACAUAAUGCCGUUAAUCUGCAAAGGCUGACACAACGUCAACACAACUCCACUCUGUCUCAGGACAUAAUGUCGUUGUUUGCUCCAUCAAUUCCCCCGGGUUUUGAACCGCCUGCAGGUCUGAUAGCUCCAGAAGUGUUUGAACAGAUGCAGUUAUACAUGAACUGUAUUGAUCCUGAAGAGAGGAGAAUUAGAGAGUUCAGAAUGAAGAAGGCGCUUGAUGACUUAUCACAAGACUCAAUUGCUCAAAGAGCAGGCCUAAGAAUAGAAGAAGCCCCAGUCUUAUCUUGUCGUCUUAAUAAAGAUAAGGGGUUAGUUUUUGAUUUCAACAGAGCUAAUGUUAAUGUUGCUCCUAAAACUGGCGAGUCCUCUAGUCACACAGAAGUACAAAGAAGUACCUUAUCGAUUGAGAUGGAGCAGGGACAGAGGUCAGUGUCAGAGACAAGGUUCAACAGAGCUCAUGCUUUGGGAAUGAUGAAUGCUCCGGCUUUUGGAGGUUUUGAGAUUGGCAGUGGCUUCUCAGCUCAGGCCGUGAAAAGUGGUGGGAAUAGAGGCACGACGAGGAAAGCGUCCUCAUGGACGCGUCGAGGAAAGCGUACUGCUCAUGCUAGCUAUAAGCCGAUGCCAAACCAUCCAAUCCGCAAUGACGACGCUCAAUUGGAACUAUCGGGGUUUGAGGAGCACAUCCUGACAGUUCGACGUCUAGAGGAGAUGUGCCGUGAGCAUCUUCCAGACUUCUUGUUUCUCCUAGAGACUAAAAACUCUAGUGAUCACAUCGAAGGCUUUAAGAGAUCGUUGGGUUACAACCACAUUUUCUUGGUGAAUCCAGUGGGUCUCAGUGGUGGGUUGGCAUUAUUUUGGAGGAAUUCACAUGAGGUAGAGAUUUUGUCAGCAAGUGACAGAAUAAUUGAUGUUAGAGUGAAGCAGAGAAUCUAG